This is a messenger RNA of Callorhinus ursinus (northern fur seal), 3943 nucleotides long. The record is from RefSeq and is a predicted model, not a curated record. NCBI's taxonomy places the organism in Eukaryota, Metazoa, Chordata, Mammalia, Carnivora, Otariidae.
GAGGAGGAGCCCCGGCAGCCACGGCACGAGGCAAGUGAGGAGCGAAGAUGCUGUAGCAGCCGCACCGGCUCCCAGCAGGGAAAUGGUCCAGGAGUGCCGGGCGUGAGCUUCCCCUCUCGUCAAGCCUGAGACUGCGGUUGUCAUUGAUCUAUUGAAGAAGCAAGACCCGAAAUUACAGACAUUAGCAAUGAUGUGUGAAGUGAUGCCCACGAUUAACGAGGACACCCCAAUGAGCCAAAGGGGGUCCCAAAGCAGUGGCUCGGACUCAGACUCCCAUUUUGAGCAGCUGAUGGUGAAUAUGCUAGAUGAAAGGGACCGUCUUCUAGACACCCUUCGGGAGACCCAAGAAAGCCUCUCACUUGCCCAGCAAAGACUGCAGGAUGUCAUCUAUGACCGAGAUUCACUCCAGCGACAGCUCAAUUCAGCCCUGCCACAGGAUAUCGAAUCCCUAACAGGAGGGCUGACUGGUUCUAAGGGGGCUGAUCCGCCGGAAUUUGCUGCUCUGACAAAAGAAUUAAAUGCCUGUAGGGAGCAACUUCUAGAAAAGGAAGAAGAAAUUUCUGAACUUAAAGCUGAAAGAAACAACACAAGACUGUUACUGGAGCACUUGGAAUGCCUGGUGUCCCGACAUGAAAGGUCACUAAGAAUGACAGUGGUGAAACGGCAAGCCCAGUCCCCCUCAGGAGUCUCCAGUGAGGUUGAGGUUCUCAAGGCACUGAAAUCUUUGUUUGAGCACCACAAGGCCUUGGAUGAAAAGGUAAGGGAGCGACUGAGGGUUUCUUUAGAAAGAGUCUCUGCACUGGAAGAAGAACUAGCUGCUGCUAAUCAGGAGAUUGUUGCCUUGCGUGAACAAAAUGUUCAUAUACAAAGAAAAAUGGCAUCAAGUGAGGGGUCCACAGAAUCAGAACAUCUUGAAGGGAUGGAACCUGGUCAGAAAGUCCAUGAAAAGCGUUUGUCCAAUGGCUCUAUAGACUCAACUGAUGAAACUAGUCAAAUAGUCGAACUACAAGAAUUGCUUGAAAAGCAAAACUAUGAAAUGGCUCAAAUGAAAGAACGUUUAGCAGCCCUUUCUUCCCGAGUGGGGGAAGUGGAACAGGAAGCAGAGACAGCAAGAAAGGAUCUCAUUAAAACUGAAGAAAUGAACACUAAGUAUCAAAGGGACAUCAGGGAGGCCAUGGCACAGAAGGAAGAUAUGGAAGAAAGAAUCACAACCCUUGAGAAGCGUUACCUCAGUGCUCAGAGAGAAUCUACCUCCAUACAUGACAUGAAUGAUAAACUAGAAAAUGAGUUAGCAAAUAAAGAGGCCAUCCUACGGCAGAUGGAAGAGAAAAACAGACAGUUACAAGAGCGUCUUGAGCUGGCUGAGCAAAAGUUGCAGCAGACUAUGAGAAAAGCUGAGACCUUACCUGAAGUAGAGGCUGAACUGGCUCAGAGAAUUGCAGCCUUGACAAAGGCCGAAGAGAGACAUGGAAACAUUGAAGAACGUAUGAGACAUCUAGAAGGUCAACUUGAAGAGAAAAAUCAAGAACUUCAAAGAGCUAGGCAAAGAGAGAAAAUGAAUGAGGAGCACAACAAAAGAUUGUCUGAUACUGUGGACAGACUUCUGACUGAAUCCAAUGAGCGCUUACAGCUACAUUUAAAGGAGAGAAUGGCUGCUCUAGAAGAGAAGAAUGUUUUAAUUCAAGAAUCAGAAGCUUUCAGAAAGAAUCUGGAAGAAUCUUUACAUGAUAAGGAAAGAUUAGCAGAAGAAAUUGAAAAGCUGAGAUCUGAACUUGACCAAUUGAAAAUGAGAACUGGCUCUUUAAUUGAACCCACAAUAUCAAGAACUCAUCUAGACACCUCAGCUGAGUUGCGGUAUUCUGUUGGCUCCCUAGUGGACAGCCAGUCUGAUUACAGAACAACUAAAGUAAUAAGAAGACCCAGGAGAGGCCGCAUGGGUGUGCGAAGAGAUGAGGCAAAGGUGAAGUCUCUUGGGGAUCAUGAGUGGACUAGAACUCAGCAAAUUGGAGUGCUAAGCAGCCACCCUUUUGAAAGUGACACAGAAAUGUCUGAUAUUGAUGAUGAUGACAGAGAAACUAUUUUUAGUUCAAUGGAUCUUCUCUCUCCAAGUGGUCAUUCUGAUGCCCAGACUCUAGCCAUGAUGCUUCAGGAACAAUUGGAUGCCAUCAACAAAGAAAUCAGGCUAAUUCAGGAAGAAAAAGAAUCCACGGAGUUACGUGCUGAAGAAAUCGAGAACAGAGUGGCUAGUGUGAGCCUGGAAGGCCUGAAUUUAGCAAGAGUCCACCCAGGCACCUCCAUCACUGCCUCCGUUACAGCUUCUUCACUGGCCAGUUCAUCUCCCCCGAGUGGACACUCAACGCCAAAGCUCACCCCUCGGAGUCCUGCCAGGGAAAUGGAUCGGAUGGGAGUCAUGACACUGCCAAGUGAUCUAAGGAAACAUCGGAGAAAGAUUGCAGUGGUGGAAGAAGAUGGUCGGGAGGAUAAAGCAACAAUUAAAUGUGAAACUUCUCCUCCCCCUACCCCUAGAGCCAUCAGGAUGACUCACACCCUUCCCUCCUCCUACCACAAUGAUGCCCGAAGUAGUUUGUCUGCCUCCCUUGAGCCAGAAAGCCUUGGGCUUGGCAGUGCCAAUAGCAGCCAAGACUCUCUUCACAAAGCCCCCAAGAAGAAGGGAAUCAAGUCUUCAAUAGGACGUCUGUUUGGUAAAAAAGAAAAAGCCCGACUUGGGCAGCUCCGAGGCUUUAUGGAGACUGAGGCUGCCGCUCAGGAGUCCCUGGGGCUAGGCAAACUUGGAACUCAAGCUGAGAAGGAUAGAAGACUGAAGAAAAAGCAUGAACUUCUAGAAGAAGCUCGGAGGAAGGGAUUACCUUUUGCUCAGUGGGAUGGGCCCACUGUGGUUGCAUGGCUGGAGCUCUGGUUGGGAAUGCCUGCUUGGUACGUAGCAGCCUGCCGAGCCAACGUGAAAAGUGGAGCCAUCAUGUCUGCUUUAUCAGACACUGAGAUCCAGAGAGAAAUCGGAAUCAGCAAUCCCCUGCAUCGCUUAAAGCUGCGACUAGCAAUCCAGGAGAUGGUUUCCCUAACAAGUCCUUCAGCUCCUCCGACAUCCCGAACUCCUUCAGGCAACGUUUGGGUGACCCAUGAAGAAAUGGAAAAUCUGGCUGCUCCAGCAAAAACGAAAGAAUCUGAGGAAGGAAGCUGGGCCCAGACUCUUGCUUAUGGAGAUAUGAACCACGAGUGGAUUGGAAAUGAAUGGCUUCCCAGCCUGGGGUUACCUCAAUACAGAAGUUAUUUCAUGGAAUGCUUGGUAGAUGCAAGAAUGUUAGAUCACCUAACAAAAAAAGAUCUCCGUGUCCAUUUAAAAAUGGUGGAUAGUUUCCAUCGAACAAGUUUACAAUAUGGAAUUAUGUGCUUAAAGAGGUUGAAUUAUGACAGAAAAGAACUAGAAAGAAGACGGGAAGCAAGCCAACAUGAAAUAAAAGAUGUGUUGGUGUGGAGCAAUGAUCGAGUUAUUCGCUGGAUACAAGCAAUUGGACUUCGAGAAUAUGCAAACAAUAUUCUUGAAAGUGGUGUGCAUGGCUCACUUAUAGCCCUGGAUGAGAACUUUGACUACAGCAGCUUAGCUUUAUUACUACAGAUUCCAACCCAGAACACCCAGGCAAGGCAGAUUCUUGAAAGGGAAUACAAUAACCUCCUGGCUCUGGGAACUGAACGGCGACUGGAUGAAAGUGAUGACAAGAAUUUCAGGCGUGGGUCAACAUGGAGAAGACAGUUUCCCCCCCGUGAGGUACAUGGAAUCAGCAUGAUGCCUGGGUCCUCAGAAACAUUACCAGCUGGAUUCAGGUUAACCACAACAUCUGGGCAAUCGAGGAAAAUGACAACGGAUGUUGCUUCAUCAAGACUGCAGAGGUUAGACAACUCCACUGUUCGCACAUACUCAUGUUGA